Molecule: messenger RNA, 6621 nt
Organism: Hippocampus comes (tiger tail seahorse)
Lineage: Eukaryota; Metazoa; Chordata; Actinopteri; Syngnathiformes; Syngnathidae
Product: adenylate cyclase type 6-like
Exons: 24
Coding region: 401-4030 (1209 amino acids)
Biological process (GO): cAMP biosynthetic process; adenylate cyclase-activating G protein-coupled receptor signaling pathway; intracellular signal transduction
Cellular component (GO): plasma membrane
Molecular function (GO): adenylate cyclase activity
Source: RefSeq, a predicted model, not a curated record
UCUUGACAGUCUUGCUCGGAGCCGGAGAGGGUCAGGGGGGAGGAGAUGCAAGGGAGUGGAGCAAGACGAUUCCGGGAGGCGCACCACAGGGUGACCACUUCAGCGGCACCAUCCGUGGGCAGCUAGCCCCACCAAUGGUCUUCCACCCGGAACGUCCACUGCCACUUCUUCGCCGGAUCGCCUUGUCCGCUGCGGUCGCGGAGAUGAUCACAACCCAGAGAAAGCCGUGGACAACGGUCUUCUUGCAAAGUUUUGUGGUUUGAUCAGCAUCUCGGGCACACUCAGAGACCCGGAGCUUUGUGGCGCACAUUUUGACCCCAUCAAGUCACUCCCCGUGUGCCGCCCUGCAGUGUGACUUCGUAUAAAUGAGUGAGACAGCUGCGAGGGAAAGGGCGGGGACAUGUACCAGAACCCCAACAGAAUGUCCUGGUUCAGUGGUUUCCUAGUCGCCAGAGUGGAUGACCGUAAGACCGCGUGGGGGGAGCGCAAUGGCAAGAAAUCCAAACGGAGGGGAGGCUCAUCUCUCUGCAACCCACGUUACAUGAGCUGUCUGCGGGAUCCAGAUGCGAUGGAGCCUCCCUCCGGCGCCCCCCUCCACCAGCACCAUCGUGGAGGGAUGGCGGGGGCCGUGGGAGGCGGGGGCAACUUUGGAGCCCGUUGUGGAUGGCAGGAAGACCACUACGGAAAAAGGGCCGGGCCCCAUAGGGAAGGGGUGGGGCUGAAAUCGGUGGACUUGGACUUUGAGGACGGCGAGCUGAAGGGCAGGAAAGGCGGGUGCAAUGGAGGCGGCGGCGACAUGGGAGACGACAGCGUCAGCGGCGCAGCUGGCGUCGUGACGGCCGCCGACUGUUGGCUCAGGGUGGUGCGAGUAUUCCAAUCGAAAAAGUUCCAGUCCCGCAAACUGGAACGUCUUUACCAGAGAUACUUCUUCAGGCUCAACCAGAGCUCUUUGACCAUGUUGAUGGGGGUCCUCGUGAUCGUGUGCGGCAUCAUGCUGACCUUCCACUGUGUCCAUGCACCCCCUCACGUGGCCUAUUCGUCCGCCUUGUCGGUGGCAAUGGCGCUCUUCAUGGCGCUUAUGGUGGUGUGCAACCGCAAUGGCUUCCAUCAGGACUACAUGUGGAUGGUCAGUUAUCUGGUCAUCGGCGUCUUGGUGUCAGUCCAAGUGUUUGGGGUGCUCAUGGUGGCACCCCGGAGCGCUUCAGAGGGCAUCUGGUGGUCUGUGUUCUUCAUUUACAUCAUCUACACCCUCUUGCCUGUAAGGAUGAGGGCGGCGGUGUUUAGCGGAGCUGUACUGUCCAUCAUACACUUGGUGACCACCUGGCAGAUCAACCAGGAGGACAGGUUCCUUUGGAAACAGGUGAGUGCAAAUGUCCUUAUUUUCCUGUGCACCAACAUCAUUGGAAUCUGCACCCACUACCCUGCUGAGGUUUCUCAGAGGCAAGCCUUCCAGGAGACCAGAGGAUACAUCCAGGCCAGACUACAUCUGCAGAGGGAGAAUCAGCAACAGGAACGUCUGUUGCUCUCAGUGCUGCCAAGGCAUGUUGCCAUGGAGAUGAAGGCUGACAUCAAUGCCAAGAAGGAAGACAUGAUGUUUCAUAAGAUCUAUAUCCAGAAACACGACAAUGUCAGUAUUCUCUUUGCUGACAUCGAGGGUUUUACCAGCCUGGCCUCCCAGUGCACGGCGCAGGAAUUGGUCAUGACACUCAAUGAACUCUUCGCCCGCUUCGACAAGCUGGCCUCGGAGAACCACUGUCUGCGUAUAAAAAUUUUGGGUGAUUGUUACUAUUGUGUGUCUGGGCUCCCUGAACCCCGUGCAGACCACGCCCACUGCUGCGUAGAGAUGGGCGUGGACAUGAUCGAGGCCAUCUCGCUGGUGCGUGAGGUAACGGGAGUCAACGUCAACAUGCGUGUCGGCAUCCACAGCGGCCGCGUGCACUGUGGUGUCCUAGGACUCAGGAAGUGGCAAUUUGACGUCUGGUCAAACGAUGUUACGCUGGCUAAUCACAUGGAAGCGGGAGGCAAAGCAGGACGGAUUCACAUCACCAAGGCCACCCUGCAAUAUCUGAAUGGAGACUACGAAGUGGAGCCAGGCUUUGGAGGGGAGAGGAAUGCUUACCUAAAGGAGAACAGCAUCGAGACUUUCCUCGUCCUCGGCUGCAGCCAAAAGAGGAAGGAAGAAAAGGCGAUGAUGGCUAAGAUGCAGAGGACGAGAGCCAACUCCAACGAGGGACUGAUGCCACGCUGGGUCCCUGACAGAACUUUCUCCAGGACAAAAGACUCCAAAGUAUUCAGACAAAUGGGCAUUGACGAAACCUCCAGUAAAGACAACCGCGGCGUUCAGGAGACCAUGAACCCGGAGGAUGAGGUGGAUGAAUUCCUGGGACGAGCGAUUGAUGCUCGCAGCAUCGACCAGCUAAGAAAAGACCACGUUAAGAAGUUCCUACUCACCUUUCAAACAUCUAGUUUGGAGAAGAAGUAUUCCAAGAAAGUGGAUGAUCGUUUUGGUGGCUAUGUGGCUUGCACUCUUCUAGUAUUCUGCUUCAUAUCCUUCAUACAGAUUGUUAUUUUUCCACACACUCCGGUCAUGCUGGGAAUCUACAUCAGUAUCUUCAUCAUCCUGGCCAACAUCCUCUUCAUCUGUGCCAUAUACUCUUGCAUCAAGCUCUUUCCUGCUGCAAUGCAGACAGUUUCAAAGAAGAUUGUCCAGUCUCGCACCAACAGCACUCUAGUUGGAGUGUUUACCAUUAUCCUCGUCUUUAUUUCUGCCUUUGUCAACAUGUUUGCAUGUGACACCAAGAGCUUAGUGGAGUGUGUUGCGGAGAACUCCAACACCUCUACAGCCAUGGUGACGCCCUGUGUGAUCCGCCGAUUGAAUGUGUCUGUUGAAGGGGGUCUCGAGAUCUGUCCCAGUCAAGGCCCCUCCUGCCCCUUUCCCGAGUACUUCAGCUACAGCGUGCUGCUGACGCUGCUGGCCUGCUCAGUGUUCCUGCAGAUCAGCAGCAUUGGGAAGUUGGCUCUGAUGCUGCUCAUCCAGCUCACCUUCCUGCUACUGGUCGAAUGGCCGCAAGUAGCACUGUUCGACAAUGCAGACCUCUUUGUCACCUCCAAUGCCAUCGAUCUAAAUGAAACAAGUACUCAGUGGCCCAGUUUCAAUGAAACUUCAAACCAGUGCCCAUUUGUUGUGACCAAAGUGUCCCUGAGGGUCAUGACGCCAGUGAUCCUCACAGUCUUUGUGCUGGCACUCUACCUGCAUGCACAGCAGGUCGAAUCCACAGCACGCCUCGACUUCCUGUGGAAAUUACAGGCCACUGAAGAAAAGGAGGAGAUGGAGGAACUCCAAGCCUACAACCGUCGCCUCCUCCACAAUAUUCUGCCUAAAGACGUGGCUGCACACUUCUUGGCACGUGAGCGGCGUAACGACGAGCUCUACUACCAGUCCUGUGAGUGCGUGGCAGUCAUGUUUGCCUCCAUAAGCAAUUUCUCCGAGUUCUACGUAGAACUGGAGGCCAACAACGAGGGGGUGGAGUGUCUACGUCUGCUCAAUGAGAUUAUCGCUGACUUUGAUGAGAUUAUCAGUGAGGAGAAAUACAGGCAGCUGGAGAAGAUCAAGACCAUUGGCUCCACCUACAUGGCCGCUUCCGGCCUCAACGACUCCACCUAUGACAAAGAGGGCCGAACACACAUUACCGCACUGGCUGACUACGCCAUGAGACUGAGGGAGCAGAUGAAAUACAUCAAUGAGCAUUCAUUCAACAACUUCCAGAUGAAGAUAGGUCUGAACAUCGGACCAGUGGUAGCAGGUGUCAUUGGUGCGCGGAAGCCUCAAUACGAUAUCUGGGGAAACACCGUCAAUGUUGCCAGCCGCAUGGACAGCACAGGUGUACCGGACUGCAUACAGGUGACAACGGACCUCUAUCAAGUGCUGGCGAGCAAAGGCUAUGUGCUGGAGUGUCGUGGGGUGGUUAAGGUCAAAGGUAAAGGGGAAAUGACAACCUACUUCCUCAAUGAUGCCCCACCCAAAAGUUAGCAGCCGCGGCAACAGCAGGUGGCUACUGCAGGGACACAGCACCGCUGAGUGAGGACUCACAGAGUGAGCAAAUGGCUACAAACAACUGGAAACGCCAUCACUUGAAUCCCAAGUCAGGAGGGGGGAAGUGUCAGACUUUCAAUGGAAACAUGUACUUGAAGAAAGACAAAUGUCUGAUUUGACGGCCUUCGUGGCACAUCUACAACUCGAAAGACUGCCGUUUUUCUCAUGUCAAGCCUCUGUCAGGCUUCUUGAAAGAUGCAAAGUCUGUUUAUUUCAAUCAACGCCUUUUAGCCUGUGUCAAAAGAAGAUUUUGUGCUGUACAUAAGGCUACUUUCUUUUACGUCUUCAUUUUGCUUUUUACAUGAAUUAAGAAGAGGUACUUGUGUCUGAGUUCCGGAUGAAUUAUUUAUUACAAGCGUAUUGUGCAAAAGGUCCUUUAUGAAGAAGUGUGACGGCAUAAAGCGCGUGCACAAAUAUCCAGUUUACUACACGACAAUAAGUGUGUAUGUACAUGCCUAUUUGUGGACGAAUAUAUGUACAAAAUGAGGAGGACUCUAUUGACCAAAGACGAAAGUAUUUACUAAAAGCAAGGCAAGAGAUGUUACGGGAUCUGUUCUGGCAAAAGUCAGCAACGUUUGUUAGGCCUGAACCUUGUGUCUUCUUGCCUAGCUGCUGGCAGUAAAGACUGCUUCAUUGUUUUCGUAAACUAUGUUUUAAAAACAAACAAACAAAAAAUUAUUUAUUUUUGUCUGUCAUUCCGGCAGCAAGGCGCAUCCGCUCUAAAUUAUUAUCGUGCCCUCAACCUCUAGAUGGCUAAAGACGACAAAGGAUGUUUUAAAGAAGGCUGCAUUUGAAAUGUCUAUUUUUCAUUUGUGCUCUCUGCGGAGUACAAGUAGCUUCCACUGGGUUUCAAGCGCUUGUUUGACAACAUUAUUGGUUGUUUUUUUAGAGUUGGAGCCACCACUAUCCAGCUUGCUAAAGCCGUAACAGUAUGUCAAUCCCUCCUUCGCCUUUUGGAGGUGUACCGGUACUUUUGGUGCAAAUAGAAAUUGUCAGCAAAGCCGUUCCGAAGGAAUCGGGGAGCAAACUUUGGAUGUCAGCGCAGCCUGAUUUAAGAACAAGACGAAGGAAAGAUAUCUAUAUUGUUUUGACUGAAUACUGUGCUUUGUAAUCCUGGAGGGGCAAAACUAUUUUCACUGUGAGGUUUCUAUUCUACAGCAAAACUGCUUUCUUGCCAAACAUAACGCUUUGAAGCAUGUCUUAUUGUGGUACCUUCAGUUCAGUUUUGUUUGUUUUAAUGUAGGGUCAUUUUUGCCACUUCCGUAUUCAUCGUUUGUAUAUUCUUAAUGUUUUGAUGACGAUGACGAUGAUGAUGAAUUCUAAUGCUUAUUAUGAUGAUUCCAUUCCAGUGAAAAAGGAUCAAAGACCAGCACGCUUUCUUGUUCAACGUCUGUGGUGAAGCUGAAGCUCACGGGUAACAACUGCAGCCAAUGAAUUUAGUCAUUCAAACGUGAUAUACUAUACAGUAUUUCCACUGGCCGUCGGUGCGAUCAUGUACAGCAAGUAAUAACAUGGCUGCGUUGCGUUGGCUCACAUAAGCAUAGCAGCAAACAGGUUUUUGAAAGAUUCACUGUGCUUCUUCUUCUUUUCAAUUAUUAUUAUUAUUUUUUUAAAUGACACUCCUGCAGUAUUGUAAAUCUCAGUCGGGCUUUAAAGUGAUGUCUCCUUUCCACACAACUCAACAGAGAACAGAACAUACAGAUAUUUCCUGGCAUUAUACCACUGUGUGGUGAGUGUGGGGGUGGGGGGUGGGUUAAAAGGCAGCACAUAUUUGGUCAGGAUAAAUUUCUUCAGUUCAUGUAUUAUUUUCCCAGUCUUUCAGCAGCAUUUUCGCUGACGGCUGAGUUUGAUUGCCUUAAGUUCAUUGAUGACAUUUAUGAGAAUAACGCUAUACAGGAACUGUGCCUGCUGGCCCUUUCUGGACUGCCGAUGGCGAGAAAAGAAUAAGGGCUUGUUGAGAAUAUUCUCUGUGCAACAGCUCAUCAUCACCCACCAUUUUUUUUUUUCUGCCACAAGCAAAAGCCCUGACUCGACUCUUUUGCCGCACUCGACGGCCGACAAACAGUUUGUACCAAAGCCAGCUCAUGCGACCUUGCGCUUUUGGUCCCUGCUUUGUGGCUUUGUGUUGUCAGGUGUGGCAGAGGUGCCAGAAGAAAGCAAUGUAAUGGACAACAGCAAGUAACGAGGGAACUGUGACCAAUAAAGAAUGAUUCGUCUUAAGUUCAUAGGCUUGCCAAGCGUUGAUAAAAAUGUGCAUUGUAUGUAUUUAUUUCUAUUGGCUGUCCAUGGACUUAUGUUAAUUGUUCAAUGCUGGGAUGUUUUGGUGGAGCAGGAGGAGAAGGUUGUCCCCACACAACUGAAACAGUAUUUUUGCUCAGGCCUGACAAAGAACCUUCUGUGCUUGUUUUGUUUUAUUUGUAUUUUCCCUGAGUUGGUGGAGCUGGGUGGGGCGUUUUGCGUCGAAUGGCAAGAGUUGAGGACUGACAAAGAGAAAAAUAAAAUUCCCCCUUGAAGAAAGAAAAUUCAAA